Molecule: messenger RNA, 1811 nt
Organism: Cicer arietinum (chickpea)
Lineage: Eukaryota; Viridiplantae; Streptophyta; Magnoliopsida; Fabales; Fabaceae
Biological process (GO): ketone body biosynthetic process; L-leucine catabolic process
Molecular function (GO): hydroxymethylglutaryl-CoA lyase activity
Source: RefSeq, a predicted model, not a curated record
AUGUGCUAACAUAUUAUAAAAAUAUUUUAUAUCAAUUAGAUCGCCAUGCAAUAGAAAAAGAAAAUGAUUCGAUCUCUAUUAUUGAACUGAUUGUUCUUAUCCAAAUCGUAUUUUCAUCGUGAAAAUUUUCAACUUAUUUCUUCCGAACACUCGUUCCUUUGAACUGUUUAACAUUUCUUAAGUGCUUGUGUUAUCAAAAUAGUAUAUAUGUAUAAAAUUGUGCAAAGGCUGCGAUUCUCGAAUCGUGCACCACUUCUAACACACUCACACUUUGAACAAUCGCAAUUUGUUUCAGAUUUUUCAAGCCAUGCUACCUUUGACACAGAUCCAACAAUUUCAUCUUAUGCUACCACUGAUAGAGUUCGCAGGGUUGAAUCUCUUGACUUUAGGGAAAUUACAAACAGACGAGAGCUUACGAACGCAUUUGAUAAAUACAAUAUAAACAUUUUAUCUGGAUGGUUGAACUGGACUUCGAGGGCAAAUGAUAAUCAUCAUGGUGCUAACUAUGUGGUAAACCGUCAUUUUAAAACUGAUCGCAAGGAUAGAUGCACAAAGGAGUUCUCACGUAAGUUUCUUGAAAAUGUUCCAGAUUUUGUAAAGAUAGUGGAGGUUGGUCCAAGGGAUGGAUUGCAAAAUGAGAAGGUUAUUGUUCCAACUGAUGUGAAAAUUGAAUUGAUAAAACUGCUAGUUUCUUCUGGGUUGUCUGUUGUUGAGGCGACAAGUUUUGUCUCACCAAAAUGGGUGCCACAGUUAGCUGAUGCAAAGGAUGUAUUGGCAGCAAUUCGAAACGUUGAAGGUGCUAGCUUUCCUGUUUUAACUCCAAACCUCAAAGGUUUUGAGGCAGCUGUUGCUGCUGGAGCUAAGGAAGUGGCUAUUUUUCCUGCAGCUUCUGAAUCAUUCUCUAAAGCAAAUCUCAAUUGUGGAAUUGAGGAUAACCUCACUCGUUGCCGUGAUAUUGCUUCAGCUUCUAGAAGCCUUGCAAUCCCAGUUCGUGGAUACGUAUCAUGUGUUGUGGGAUGUCCUCUGGAAGGAAAAAUUGCUCCAGCAAAAGUAGCAUAUGUUGCAAAAUCACUUUAUGAGAUGGGUUGCUCGGAGAUUUCAUUAGGGGAUACAAUUGGUGUUGGUACACCUGCUACUGUCAUUUCUAUGCUUGAAGCCGUUCUUGAUGUUGUUCCGAUUGACAAACUUGCUGUCCACUUUCAUGAUACUUAUGGUCAGGCACUUUCAAAUACUCUAAUUUCACUACAGAUGGGGAUCAGCACAGUGGAUUCAUCUGUCUCUGGUCUUGGAGGUUGUCCAUAUGCUAAGGGUGCAACUGGGAAUGUUGCCACUGAGGAUGUUGUUUAUAUGCUGAAUGGACUUGGAGUUCAAACCAAUGUGGACCUUGGAAAACUUAUGCUUGCUGGGGAUUUCAUCUGCAACCAUUUAGGACGUGCAUCUGGUUCGAAAGCUGCAACUGCCUUGAAUAAAGUUACAAAUAAUGCCUCCAAAGUGUGAGUUAUUAAAGCCAGAUCAUGUAUCUGCAUGACAGGCAAAAUGUUUACCCGUUGCAUUGUUACUUUUGUCCAUAAGAUGCUAUGACUCCUUAGAGUAAACAACACACUGAGAAAGAUAGAGUCAGAAAACACAAGUGUAAUGCUGUUCAGUUCUGCUUGUUUUCUGAGUUUGUUGAGUUGCUUUGAUUAUGUGUUGAACAUGGAAUCAUAGAGUGAAACUAUGAAAAUGCAUAGUACGUUCAAGUUUAACAGCAUUGUCAUCUCUGGCACACAUUUUUAUAAUGAAAGUAGUUCAAGAAACUGAAGCUUUACUUC